Messenger RNA from Brassica rapa (field mustard), 802 nucleotides. RefSeq names its product proline-rich receptor-like protein kinase PERK2. The record is from RefSeq and is a predicted model, not a curated record. NCBI's taxonomy places the organism in Eukaryota, Viridiplantae, Streptophyta, Magnoliopsida, Brassicales, Brassicaceae. Gene Ontology annotation, biological process: plant-type secondary cell wall biogenesis.
ACUCACAUCACCUUUGCAGCAACAUCAUAAUAUACAUACGUACCAAAUGGCUGACUAUGUUCAAUUCCCCUUCUACCCACCACCCUCCGAUCAACAUCCCCACCCUUCUCCAUUCCCAGCUCCACCGCAUCACCCGCUUCAACCACCGCCUCCUUCUUCCUACAUUUCCCCACCUCCUCCGCAUCACCCACUUCAACCCCCGCCUCCUUCCCACUUUGUUCCUCCACCACCACCUACUCCUCAUUUCCCACCGCCACCUUAUCCUCGUCCCCAUCAUCCACCCCCUCCACCUCACGUUCUUCCACCACCACCACCACCACCACCGGGGCACCAUUCAACUGUUAUAGUUGUGGUUGUUGUCUCUCUUGGCGGUUUGUUUUUUCUUGCGUUCCUCGCUGCUGCUCUGUUCUGCUGUGUCAAGAAAAGAAGACGGUCUUCUCAGAAGACUGAAAUCACCAAGUUUGAUGAACACCUCAAAGUGGAAGAAGUCAUAGUUCCAGGACCCCAUGGCGAACCACCCAGAGUGGUCAUGCUUGAAGAAGACAUUCAUUUGGAAGCGGAUAUUCUCAAGUCUGAAAAGCUUAGCAGAGCUCCUCACCUUCAUACAACCGGAGGACACGCAAUUGAUAUAUCAGAGCCAAAUCAUCACCUUACUGAGCACAAGUCCUAACUCAGGAGACCGGAAACAAAGAAAGAUAUAUAUCAUCAGGCCUAAAUGUAAUCAAUCAUCUAUUCCACCAUCUAAUGAAUAAUGACAAUUUAUGUUAAUCAAAAUCUUCAAAUCCAAAAGUUUAUAGCACUC